This is a messenger RNA of Erigeron canadensis, 2023 nucleotides long. Its product is annotated as pentatricopeptide repeat-containing protein At3g02650, mitochondrial-like. The transcript is spliced from 2 exons. Gene Ontology annotation, molecular function: protein binding. The record is from RefSeq and is a predicted model, not a curated record. NCBI's taxonomy places the organism in Eukaryota, Viridiplantae, Streptophyta, Magnoliopsida, Asterales, Asteraceae. The coding region runs from base 229 to 1884 and encodes 551 amino acids.
CCUAUCUUAAUUUCAGCCGCCUCUUUUCCCUCCCUCCUCUUCCUCUCCAUCAGGUUCUUCAACAUCUUAUAUCUUCCUCUUUUUCUACAUAUUAAAUCUGGCAGACUCUGCCGAUACACGAUCCGUUUCCUGAAAAUCGGGUGUAUUUUCACAAGCUUGGUUUUAACACUCGCACUGUCUUCCUUUUUCAUAUAUACCUUAUAAUAAUAAUCCCAUUUUCCAAAACAAAUGUGGCGAUUAGCAUCAAGAAAAAUUCAAUCAAACGCAUUCUUCCCACUAUUAAAAAAGGUACGCCCCAUUUUACAAUCUUAUGAUAAUAAUGCUCAUUUUCAAGAUUUGAUUUUUAUCCCUCAAACAAGCCCUGUUAGAUGUAGCUCUACUGAUUCAGCUGUUAGUGAUGUGAUUGUUGAUCAAAAUGAUAGCUUUAAUAUUGGGGAAAUGUGGAAAAUCGGAAUCCAAGAGGCCAACGAUGUGUUCGAAACCCAUGUUUCCGACUCCCAAACCAAAGGUUUUGAGGCAGUGGUUGAUGGGCAUGAUUUAGAUAAGCUAGUAUCUCUUUUGAACGGUGUCGGUAAUAGGUCGUUGGAAUCGAGUCUUGAUGAUAUGAAUUUGGAUUUGAGUGAAGAGUUUGUGAUGAAAGUUUUGGAGAGUGGGAGAAUUUCAGGUGAGAAUUUGGUCGGGUUUUUUAAAUGGGUGACCAAGGCGUCAGGUGCUAGUAGUAAGACGCUUGAUGCGCUUGUGAGGGUGGUUUGUGGUGAGAUGAAGAAGAAAGUUGCAUAUAGUUUGUGGGAUUUGGUUAAGGAGAUUGGUGAGCAAAAGGAGAAAGGUUUUGUGACAACGGAAAUGCUUAAUUCGUUGAUAUCUUUGUUUUCGAGAUUGGGUAAAGGGAUGGCUGGGUACGAGGUGUUUAACAAGUUUGGAGAUUUUGCGUGUGUUAUGAAUGCGGAUACGUAUUAUUUUACUAUUGAAGCUCUUUGUAGGCGGUCUAUUUUUGACCGUCUUGGUUUGGUUUGUGAGAAGAUGAUUAGUGAAGAAAUAUUACCGGAGGCGGGAAAAGUUGGGAAUGUUAUUUCUUCUUUAUGUAAAGGUGGGAUGGUGAAAGAAGCUCAUUCGGUUUAUUUGUUGGCAAAGGAGAAAGGACGUCACCCGUCCCAGUCGUCUCUUAAUUUUUUGAUUAGUUCUUUAUGUGACCGGAAGAAGAAUGAUGCUUAUUUUGUUCACUUAGCAUUGAAGAUGUUGGAUGAUUUUUCUCAAGAUAAACGAAAAUAUGCAAUCAAACAGUUUUCCUGUGUUGUUCAAGCAUUGUGCAGGGUUAGUGAUACCGAGGGUGCAAAAGCUUUGUUGUCCAAAAUGAUUCAUGCGGGUCCUCCUCCUGGAAAUGCAGUCUUUAAUACGAUUAUCCAUGGCCUUUCUAAGUCGGGAGACAUGAAAGGAGCUAUUAACAUAAUGAGGAUGAUGGAAGAUAGGGGACUCAAGCCUGAUGUGUUUGCUUAUAGUGUAAUUAUGAGUGGGUACACAAAGGGCGGUGAAAUGGAAGAAGCUGCCAAAAUCUUGGCUGAGGCGAAAAAGAACCACUGCAAGCUGACCCCUGUGACUUUUCAUACAAUGAUUCGUGGGUAUUGCAAGCUUGAACAAUUCCGAAAGGCUGUGAAGUUGUUGGGAGAGAUGGAAAAGUAUGGAGUUCAACCAAAUGGCGAUGAAUACAAUAAGUUGAUUCAGUCUCUUUGCUUAAAGGCGGCUGAUUCGGGAACGGCAGAGAAGCUAAUGGAGGACAUGACAAAAAAAGGUUUACAUCUGAAUGGGAUCACAAAAUCACUUAUAAGAGCAGUGAAGGAAUUGGAAAAUGAGGCCAUGGUGACCAAAGAAGCAAGCGUUGAGGCAUAAACUUCAGUCUGUUUUUUGGUAGUAACCGAUAUGUACCAUGAAGAAGGCGAGCUGUGUCUCUAUUAACCUGCUCCAAGCUUUGUGGCGUUUUCUUUGUUGCUGGGAUUGUGGUUGGUUUUGGCUUGAAGCGACGUUUACG